This is a messenger RNA of Drechmeria coniospora, 453 nucleotides long. RefSeq lists its product as uncharacterized. NCBI's taxonomy places the organism in Eukaryota, Fungi, Ascomycota, Sordariomycetes, Hypocreales, Ophiocordycipitaceae. Bases 1 to 453 code for a protein of 150 amino acids. The transcript has a single exon. The record is from RefSeq and is a predicted model, not a curated record.
AUGGUCGUUUCAAGCGAAGCUCAUGGCCAGAUGGAAUCCGAAUUCGACUACGGGCCGCCUUCCCCGAGUGGCCGCUCCCACGCAAUGUUGACUCCCAGGCCAGACAGAAGGAGGACACGUGCAGCUACUCGAUACGGAGGGGCGAGCCUAUCAACGGCUCGCAGCAAGACGCCGGAGCCUCUUGCGCUUCCGCCUCAGUACGUCUCCAAGGGCGCCUCCAAGGGCCUCCGGGCGCCCGGGACCCCAUGUGGAUGUAACUCGUCGUCGGCAAAUCUCAAGCAGAUCUGGACAAGAGCUGUCAACGCCAUUCCGUCACAGGAAUACCAUGAUACGCUCCAUAUCUACCGAGCCCACCUUGAUGACCCGCAGAUAGUCAAGUUCGUCCUCGUUGGUGGGAGACCUCUAGCCACGAGCUUUGACAUGCUUGCUUUUGAUUUUUCGCCCAAGGAAUGA